Molecule: messenger RNA, 483 nt
Organism: Akanthomyces muscarius
Lineage: Eukaryota; Fungi; Ascomycota; Sordariomycetes; Hypocreales; Cordycipitaceae
Exons: 2
Coding region: 1-483 (160 amino acids)
Molecular function (GO): N,N-dimethylaniline monooxygenase activity; flavin adenine dinucleotide binding; NADP binding
Source: RefSeq, a predicted model, not a curated record
AUGACACUGUCACGCACCAUGAAAACGGUUGCCGUCAUCGGAGCUGGACCAAGUGGCAUUGCCGCAGCCAGACAUCUCCUGUCUGAAGGCGCCACUUCCGAAAUCGUAAUCUUCGAGCAACGAAAUAAUGUCGGCGGCAUCUGGAACACCGAUGCUACCUCCCCGCCCAAUGACGUGGCUGCUUUUUCCAGCCCGAUUUACCCCGGCAUGGAGUCAAACAUACCAAGCGAGAUUAUGCAGUUUGACAAACGCCCGUUUCCCGAAGGAAUGCCGUUGCUGGCAGAUGCGGGACAAGUGCUCAAGUAUAGACAGGAUUAUGGAGAACGGGUUUUGCACCUCGUCAGAUAUCGACACCAAGUGACAGAUGUAUCUGCUGAACUUCAGGAGGACAGAUCAUAUUGGAGGCUGAGAGUCCACAACCUCGACAGUCAGACAGUCCUUGAUUACUGCUACGAUGCUGUUAUUGUAGCAAAUGGCCGAUAA